Cydia splendana is the source of this 565-nucleotide messenger RNA. It is a transcript of the gene RpLP2, whose product is annotated as large ribosomal subunit protein P2. Gene Ontology annotation, biological process: translation; cytoplasmic translational elongation. Lineage: Eukaryota; Metazoa; Arthropoda; Insecta; Lepidoptera; Tortricidae. The transcript is spliced from 5 exons. Gene Ontology annotation, molecular function: structural constituent of ribosome. The coding region runs from base 130 to 465 and encodes 111 amino acids. The record is from RefSeq and is a predicted model, not a curated record. Gene Ontology annotation, cellular component: cytosolic large ribosomal subunit; ribosome.
UACACCUUCUGUCAAACCGGCAAAACAAAACGCAGCUUGGCCGUCAUCUUUCUUUCCUCUUGACAUUUUGUUCAAGAAGAACGUAUACCAUUUCGGCUUAACACGUUUCGUGUCUUUACGACUUAAAAAAUGCGUUACGUGGCCGCGUAUUUACUCGCCGAGCUGGGCGGCAAGGCCAACCCGGCCGCGUCGGACCUGGAGAAGAUCCUGAGCUCCGUCGGCAUUGAGGCUGAUGCUGAGAAGCUGAAGAAGGUCAUUGCUGAGCUCGCUGGCAAGAGCAUUGAGGAGCUGAUCGCUGCUGGCCGCGAGAAGCUGUCGUCGAUGCCGUCGGGCGCCGCCGCGCCGGCCGCCGCCGCCGCCGCCGCGCCGGCCGCCGCCGCUGCCGAGAAGAAGGAAGAGAAGGAGACCAAGAAGGAGGAGUCCGAGUCUGAAGAUGAGGACAUGGGCUUCGGUCUCUUUGACUAAAUGCAUUUUGCAGAUGCGGCACGCGCGGUCGUUAUUCCAAGUAUGGUGUAAGCGUAACUUGACUGCGAGUAUGUUUCUAUGAAAUAUAUCUUGCAAAACA